Molecule: messenger RNA, 3060 nt
Organism: Mesoplodon densirostris (Blainville's beaked whale)
Lineage: Eukaryota; Metazoa; Chordata; Mammalia; Artiodactyla; Ziphiidae
Gene: BCL2
Product: BCL2 apoptosis regulator
Exons: 3
Coding region: 924-1625 (233 amino acids)
Biological process (GO): negative regulation of intrinsic apoptotic signaling pathway; extrinsic apoptotic signaling pathway in absence of ligand; intrinsic apoptotic signaling pathway in response to DNA damage
Cellular component (GO): mitochondrial outer membrane
Molecular function (GO): protein heterodimerization activity; protein homodimerization activity
Source: RefSeq, a predicted model, not a curated record
CUUUUUAGGAAAAGAGGGAAAAAAUAAAGCCCUCCCCCACCACGUCCUUCUCCCCAGCCCUCGCCGCACCACACACAGCGCGGGCUUCUCGCGCUCGGCACCGGCGGGCCGGGCGCGUCCAGCCUUCAUUUAUCAAGCAGCUUUUCGGAAAAUUCAUUCGCUGUUCGGAGUUUAAUCAGAGGAGGAUUCCUGCCCCCGUCCCCGGCUCGUCCACCGGCCCCCGGUCCCUGUCUCUCUCCCGUGGAGGCGUGAAGCGGUCCCUCGGACAGAGAUCCAUGUCUGUGCCCGCGCGUGUGUGUGCGCGUGUAAAUUGCCGAGAGGGGGAAAAUCACAGGACUUCUGCAAAUACUGGACUGAAAAUUGUAAUUCAUCUGCCGCCGCCGCUGCCUUUCUUUGCUCGUGCUCUUGAGAUCUCCGGUUGGGAUUCCUACGGAUUGACAUUUCUGUGAAGAAGUCUGGGAAUCAAACUGGAAAUUCUCCUAAUUUUUACACCCUCCGCCCCCAACUCCUGAUUCAUUUGGAAGUUUCACAGCAGCUAUCACUGGAGAGUUCUGAAGAUUGAUGGAAUCUUUGCCUUAUGCAUUUGUUUUCACAGAAAAGGAAACUUGACAGAGGAUCAUGCUGUCCUGAAAAAAUACAACAUCACGGAGGAAGUAGACUGAUAUUAACAAUAAUUAAUAAUGUGCCUCAUGAAAUAAAGAUCCGAACGGAAUUUAAAUAAAAAUUUCCUGCAUCUCAUGCCAAGAGGGAAACACCAGAAUCAAGUGUUCCGCGUGACUGAAGACACCCCCUCAUCCAAGAAUGCGAAGCGCAUCCAAUAAAAUAGCUGGAUUAUAACUAUUCUUCUCUCGUGCGGGGCCGUGGCGCGGGAAGCGGGGGCGAGAGGUGCUGUUGGUACCCGGCUGCUUUUCCGUGGGGGAAGGAUGGCGCACGCUGGGAGAACAGGGUAUGAUAACCGGGAGAUAGUGAUGAAGUACAUCCACUAUAAACUGUCGCAGAGGGGCUACGAGUGGGAUGCCGGAGACGCGGGCGCCACGUCCCCGGGGGCCGCCCCCGCGCCGGGCAUCUUCUCCUCCCAGCCUGGGCGCACCCCAGCGCCAUCCAGGACCUCCCCGCCGCCGCCCCAGACCGCCCCCGCCGCCCCCGCUGGGGGGCCUGCGCUCAGCCCCGUGCCACCUGUGGUCCACCUGACCCUGCGCCAGGCCGGUGAUGACUUCUCUCGUCGCUACCGCCGCGACUUCGCCGAGAUGUCCAGCCAGCUGCACCUGACGCCCUUCACCGCGAGGGGACGCUUUGCCACGGUGGUGGAGGAGCUCUUCAGGGAUGGGGUGAACUGGGGCAGGAUUGUGGCCUUCUUUGAGUUCGGCGGGGUCAUGUGUGUGGAGAGCGUCAACCGGGAGAUGUCCCCCCUGGUGGACAACAUCGCCCUGUGGAUGACUGAGUACCUGAACCGACACCUGCACACCUGGAUCCAGGAUAACGGAGGCUGGGAUGCCUUUGUGGAGCUGUAUGGUCCCAGCAUGCGGCCUCUGUUUGAUUUCUCCUGGCUGUCUCUGAAGGCACUGCUCAGUCUGGCCCUGGUGGGAGCCUGCAUCACCCUGGGUGCCUAUCUGGGCCAUAAGUGAAGUCCACAGGCCUGCCACAAACACAUAUGCAAAAGGUUCACUAAAGCAGUAGAAAUAACAUGCACUGUCACUGAUGUACCAUGAAGCGAAGCUGUGGUCUCUUCAAAACAAAAACAAACCACCACCAACAACGAAAAAACAGCUUUCAGGCUCAACGUCCAGUCAGCUACUUACUGCCAAAGGGAAAUACAAUUUAUUUUUUACAUUAUUAAGAAAAAUAAGAUUUAUUUAUUUAAGACAGUCCCAUUGAACAUUGUCUUUGGAAACCCUACCACUAAUUAGUAAGCCCCACCUGGAUGGCUCCACCUGGUCUCCUGUGCCUAUAAACAUGGAUUUCUGUUCCAUGUUGUUGGCCCAACUGACUCACCAUCUGAAAAGCAAACAAAUUGACAAAGGACUUGACUGUUCCAGAAGCCGGGUUUCUGGCUGCUGGAGGUUAGGGAGAAGGUGUUCGCUUUCUUUGCCUUUUUUUUUUUUUUUUUGCCCUGGAGGCUGUGUUCUUAAUAGAGGGAAGGUCCUUGGAGGGGAGACCACUCUUCCCUGGCCUGAAGAACAGGCACUUUGCAUAUGGUACACACCCGGUUGGAAGAAAACCAUCGGGAACUUCAGAUGGACUUGGUAUUUGCCAAGAUCUCCACCCCGAAGGACAGUGACUGGAAAAAUGCCCUUAAACCAUAGGAAAGUAUUUUUUUAAGCUACCGAUUGUGCCGAGAAGCAUUUUAGCAAUUUAUACAAUAUCAUCCAGUACCUUAAGCCCUGACAUGUAUAUUCAUAUAUUUUGGAUACGCUCCCCCUCCAAAUACUGGCUCUGUGUAUGAAACAGAAUCCUCUGGAAUGCGAGGAAGUGAACGUUUCGGUGACUUCUUCGGCAUCAGGAAGCAUCAGGCCGCCACAAGUGCCUGCUUUUCCACAAGAGGCCGCGGUGUGCUCUGCCUUGCCCCAGCUCGGAGACCUCGUCCUGGAACACAGCCUGGCCACUCGCUGGCCUGCUCGAGGGGUUUUAAACAGAGCGGUGUGGUCUGCGAAUGUCUGGAAGCUGACGGAGCUCAGAAUCGCGCGGGCAAGGAAAGAAGGCAGGAGGCCUGGGCCUGCUACCCUGGGGCCCCCUGGUUAGGCGCCUCUCCACGUGGAGCGUGGAAGCCGGGAGCCAAGGCUCUUCGGGCGUUUAUCACUGUGGAGGGAAGGAAACAGGCACUGCGCCUUUGCUCGCGGAGGGAGGUGGUGAUGGCUGGGGAGCCCGCCCCCCGAGGGAAACGCUUGCGUGCGCCUUGGCUGCGCGGCUGCCAGCCUGCCUGUGCAGCUUAAAGCAAGAUUUUAAAGACUUUGGGGAGGGUCAUAAAUCCUAAAGGAAGCGUUAAAAUGGAUUAACUGACCUAUGUCUGUGGAAUUACAAUGUAAAACAUUAUCUUGUCAUUGUAGUUUGGUUUUAUUUGAA